GCCGCCCCAGACAGGUGAUGGGCGUUUCGGCUGCGCUCCGGAUCGACUCCUUGGGUUUCACUUUGGUCUGAUCUAAGCAAAUAUGCAGAAGUACCGGCUGGUCUAGUCCUAAGAGCCAAGAGGAGCGAGCGAGAGCAGCAGAAAAGGGAGAGCGGCCACGCUCCCGUAAUAGCGAGGGGGAACGUUACAAACAGCGGCAGCGCCGUCAUUUCGUCCGCGGCAGCCCCGACCCACCCUGGAUGCGGAGGACCCCCGAGCCACCCCGCUGCCUUUCCCCUGAGGGAUGGUACUGAAUUUCUGCGCGGCAGGAGCCGGCCUGCAGCUCCUCUCCAUCAGCCUCGCCUUCCCUCCGUGUCUAAAGUGCACUAGACCGCGAUGAGGACCUGGGCUUGCGUUUUGCUGAUAGGUUUUGGCUACCUGUCCUUUACCUUCUCCGAGGAGGCCGAGAUCCCGCAGGAGCUCAUCGAGCGGCUGGCGCACAGCGAGAUCCACAGCAUCCGCGACUUGCAGCGCCUCCUGGAGAUUGACUCCGUAGGAUAUGAUGAUGUUUCAGAAACAAACUUGAGAUCUUAUAGUGUUCAUUCUGCUAAACAUGCGCAAGAGAAUCGUCCUGUGCCCAUUCGCAGAAAAAGAAGCAUUGAGGAAGCUAUCCCGGCUGUCUGCAAAACACGGACGGUUAUAUACGAGAUACCUCGGAGUCAGAUUGAUCCCACCUCUGCCAACUUCCUGAUAUGGCCGCCCUGCGUGGAGGUGAAACGUUGCACUGGCUGUUGCAACACCAGCAGUGUGAAAUGCCAGCCAUCGCGGAUACAUCACAGAAGUGUCAAGGUGGCAAAAGUGGAAUAUGUUAGAAAAAAGCCAAAAUUAAAAGAAGUUCUGGUGAGAUUAGAAGAGCAUAUGGAAUGCACCUGUACAUCAUCAAAUACUAAUUCAGAUUAUAGAGAAGAAGAAACUGGCGAGACCGAGGCAUGGAGAAAUGACUGUGCAAGGUCACACAGCAAGGCUAUGGCAGAACCAGGGAUAGGACUCAGAUCUGAGUGCUCAUCCAGUGCCCUAAAUCACACGACCAUCUUCCCUUUCCAAGAAUGAAUCCUUGCACCCUUAGAGCUAAAUACUGAAAAGAUUGAGGCUGCAUUUUUGAGGAGAGAGAGAGAGAGAUGGCUAGGCUUGCAGUAACAUGUUGUGCCGUCAUAAAUGCUACAGCCACCAUCUGUUUCCAGCCCACGACUUGAAAGAAAACUGAGCAGUAAUCUCAUAAUUCACAUGAGCAUUUUACACUUGUGAACCCUUCCCAACCUUUGUCUAAUAAUGAAGGGAGUGCAUGGUGCUAAGGUUUGUAUUUUUCCUGCACGUAUUAGUGUUUAUUUGUAUGUCUCUUUCUGUUUUGUUGGUUUUUUUUUCCACGGGCC
Molecule: messenger RNA, 1409 nt
Organism: Haliaeetus leucocephalus (bald eagle)
Lineage: Eukaryota; Metazoa; Chordata; Aves; Accipitriformes; Accipitridae
Gene: PDGFA
Product: platelet-derived growth factor alpha polypeptide
Exons: 7
Coding region: 376-1089 (237 amino acids)
Biological process (GO): positive regulation of phosphatidylinositol 3-kinase/protein kinase B signal transduction; positive regulation of MAP kinase activity; positive regulation of protein autophosphorylation
Cellular component (GO): membrane
Molecular function (GO): growth factor activity; platelet-derived growth factor receptor binding
Source: RefSeq, a predicted model, not a curated record